Staurois parvus is the source of this 302-nucleotide messenger RNA. The record is from the annotation of a GenBank genome assembly. NCBI's taxonomy places the organism in Eukaryota, Metazoa, Chordata, Amphibia, Anura, Ranidae.
CAGGGGCGGACUGACAACUCAUGAGGCCCCGGGCAAUAGGGGAUCAUGGGGCCCCUGUGUCCUUGCUCCAACUCAAAAAAGCCUAUGAAAAAUGUACCAGGGGCAUCUCAUGGGGCACCCUACUGACCCUCAGGCAGUGCCCGAGUUUCCAAAUGGUCAGUCCGCCCCUGAACAGUACUAUCUGAAAGGACUGCUGUUGUCACUGAAGAGAUAGUCAAUAGACUUCCACCAUCUAACGCAAUUCUUAGGUUUGAAAAAUUCAGGGUUGCCAAAUUUUGCAUCUAAUUUAUUUUGUUGCGUCU